This is a messenger RNA of Triticum turgidum subsp. durum (durum wheat), 789 nucleotides long. The record is from the annotation of a GenBank genome assembly. Lineage: Eukaryota; Viridiplantae; Streptophyta; Magnoliopsida; Poales; Poaceae.
AUGGCAAAGCUGGGCGGUAUCAACACCUCCGCGUGGAGCCUCCGAGGCCCAGCCCUGCAAAAACUCGCCAAUCCCAGGAAACCAUGCGCCUCCGGCUCACGGCCGAGACCUUUACAUCCGCGACGCAGCGACAAGCACGCGGUCUCGGCAGCAUCCACCGGCCAAGGCGAGCAGCAACCUGCCCCUGCCGUCGCGUCGCCGCGGGCUCGGCCCGAUGCCGACACGUUCAGCGUCGAGUUCCUGACGCGCGACGGCUGCCGGCUGGGCAUCUCCCGGUACCCGGACUUCGCUUACAACGCCCAUGGCGGCCGCGGCGUGGGAGCCGGGCGUGGCGCGAGCGGCACGGCGGAGGCGGAUGGCACGGUGCUCGUCGAUUUCGACGUGUCGAGCCUGUACAUCCCGGCAAUGUCUGGCGCCACCACUAGGUUCCUAGGGCUGCCGCUGCCGCCAUUCCUCAAGAUCGACAUCUUGCCCGAGGCUCUGCGCGGGAGCAUUGAUCGGACGACUGGUCAGGUCGACCUGAAGUUCAGGUCGAGGUUCUGUUUCUCGGUUGGGAGCAUCUACCAAGCUCCGCCGUUGUUCGUCGACACAACACUGACGUCUGAGGAGUCCAGUGGAGCCAUAAGACGCGGAACUGGCGAAAGAUUGGACGGCGGAGGGAGAUGCAAGCUGGUCGGGGUGGCCGUCCUCGACCCCAUCGAUGAUGUAUUCAUGAACACCUUCCUCAACCUGCCAACCGAGUGCAUUGCUUAUUUGAACGCUACCAUCUCCAUCGCCAGCGCCUCCUGA